UACUUGUACAAAGUACAUAAUUUUGUUGAAUUGCAUUUUAAUACAUAUUGCAAAACAUUACUUACAUUUUACUUAGCAGACAGUUCUCAAUUGACCGUACAAGUGUGCACACAAGUUAUUUUAAUAUCAAGUUUGGUUUUUAAUUAAAUUACGUUAUUUUCUGCAAAUCAUCAAGUUUUAUUUAUCAAGUGUUACUCCAUCAAGAUUAUCAAUACAUCAAGACAAGAGCAACAGCUCCAACAAUGGUCCUUCGAGCCUCUCUUCGGAUCUGUCCAGGUUGGUGUUUCGUGACUUGCACGCAGUAGCGAAUCGGUCCUCCGGUCUCCCACAAGCGGGUCGCCCCGGUUGGAUUGAGAAGGCGCAUAUACUGCGUGUGAACUACGUGGCACCACGAGCAGGUCAAAUUACUGGCAAAACUAGCAAGACUUCAUCAAGUAUAUCAAGAAGGUUGGUACGUACCUCAUCAAGUAAUCAAGAAUACGGUCAUCAUCGGUCGUCAAAGGAGAACUCAGUUAUAGAGAAAAACAAUCUAAUAAAUCAAGUGUUUUAUCAAGAAUAUUUUGUAUCAAGAGUAGCGCUACAGAAAUAUCAAGAAAAAUCAACCGAGUUAUUCUAUCAAGCUCAUCAUGGAGACGCUGAAUAGACAAGCAACUAUUCAGGAAGAAAUAGAAAGACAAUUUACAAACUUCAAGAAAGAUGGAAAGGAUCGCAAGACAGUGGAAUAUAUGGAAAAGCGCAUCGAGGCUUUAGACCAGUACUGGAUAGAAUUCAGGAAAAAUCACGACGUGCUGCUAAAUGUUUUGGCAUCAGAGCAUGACUACUUCAUCGCCAAUAAUUUAGAUCGGACUCGUGACUUAUACUACAAAGCAAGAACGGUAUACCAAACGACUCUAGCGGAGCUUGAAAAGGCUUCAGCUCGAACACAACAAGGUGGGACUAGCAAGACAGGAGAAGCCAAGCAUGAACAAGGCGCAGGCACCCACUUGGGAACAACAGGUAAUCAACAACCUAGUACAAGUACCUACAAUCCUAACUUACCUCAAGGUAACAAUACUAAAAUAGAUGAGAUGCUCAGGAAACAAUCAAGCAAUUUUAGAGCAUUUUUAAGAACUAUUGAAAGCAUUGACGUAGAAGAACUUAAGGAGAAAUGGGAGUACGAAGAUGCUUUAACUUCUAUUAAAGCUCGUUGGAAGAUUGUAGAUAACUUACAUUGGGAGUUAGACAGUCAGCUGAUGGGCUCUAACAAUGAGUACGAGGAAACAUUUACGCAGUACGAACGCAAAUAUAAUGAUAUCAAGAAGGCCAUUAAUAGCAAGUUAUGGUCGGUGGCUCACAGAGAAAAAUCAACACCCCAGUUAGACAUUCCGAUAUUCAGCGGUAACUAUCAGCAGUGGGUGUCCUUCAAGGAUCUUUUCUGUGAAGCUAUACACAACAACCCCUCUCUCUCACACGCACAAAAGAUGCAAUUUCUUAAAGGGAAGCUGCGGGGAGAGCCCGAACGUCUUAUUCAGCAUCUGCAGAUAAGUUCGGAAAAUUAUUUAGCAAGCUGGGAGAUUUUAAAACACCGCUACAGCAACAAGAAGCUGAUCUUCACAGCACACAUGAAUACCAUUAUGAGUCUUCCAAUCAUGCAUCAACCAUCAUCAAACCAAAUCAAGCGUCUUCACGACGUCACUAAAGAAUGUCUGAAUGCUAUCAAGAAUUUGGGUGUCAACACAGAAAAUUGGGACCCAAUGCUCAUGCACAUAUUGUCCCAAAAACUAGAUAUAGAAACGCACAGUGAAUAUAUGACGUCACUCAAGGAACCAAGAGAGCUGCCAAAACUUAGCGAAUUCCUCGAAUUCCUCGAGAACAAGUUCACUACCCUAGAGUCAUCUCGCCGUAAGCAAGAAAACGGCCAAAAAUCAAACUCGAGCGCUUCAUCCUCCUCUUAUAGGCAAGAGAACAGAAAUUAUUCACAUCAAAACAGGAAUUAUUCAACCAACAAGGCUAUUUCAAGAUACCAUGAAGGCUCGACAUAUUCUAAGCUAAAAUGCCCCGUUUGCAACAGCAAUGAACAUGGCAUAUAUUAUUGCAAGCAGUUCCUAGAAUUAACGCCUGUACAGAAAAAACAAACAGUUACGAAAUUACAAUUAUGUUAUAAUUGUUUAUAUAAUCAUAAUGGAAAACCUUGUACAUCGAGCAAACGAUGUCGCGAAUGCAACAAGUCUCAUAAUUCAUUAUUACAUGACGCCUUUAUGAAAUCAGAGACUUCUGCAUUUAACACCACUGAUAAUUGCGCUGCAGCAAGUGCAAGCGAGACAAAAACAAGGCAAGUGCAAGUGGCCCAGCAAGAAGAAUGGCACGAAAUAUUAUUAGCAACUGCUGUAAUCAACGUCCAAGGAGUUGAUGGCACUUACCAUAAAAUGCGUGCACUCAUUGAUCAAGGUUCGCAAAUAUCGUUAAUUACGGAAAAUGCCGCCCAAAGAUUAGGUAUACCGAGAGGAAAGUGCAGCGGUACUAUAACAGGAAUUGGUACAAAAACUACCUCAUGUAAAGGAAGGAUCAACAUUAACUGUUUUUCACUAUCAGAAGAUUACACUUUCAACACGGAUGUUUUUAUAAUGAGAAAUCUCACAAGAAAUUUACCACAUUUCACAUUUACAAGUCCAACAUGGGAGCAUCUGCAAGACCUGGAUCUGGCCGAUCCAGAAUAUAAUAUUUGUCGCCCCAUCGACAUACUUUUGGGGGCGGACAUUUACUCAAUUAUUAUUUUGGACGGAAUACGCAGAGCAAGCUCAUGCAACUUGAGCCCGAUUGCACAACACACGCGGCUCGGGUGGAUCCUGUGCGGCAAGGUACAACAAUCAAUGCAAUGCAAUAUAGUUCUGAAUGAUAUAGAAGGCAUCGAAAAAUUUUGGCAAACAGAAGACAUAGAUCUUCCUCAGAACACAGAUGAAGAGAAAUGUACAAAAACCUACAAAGAAACUACAUCAAGAUUGAGCGAUGGAAGAUAUCAAGUCAGACUUCCACUGAAGCCCAAUAUAUCAGAAAUUGGCGAAUCAAAAAGUAGAGCCAUAGCUCAAUUUUUCCAAAUUGAAAGAAAAUUACAAAAAAAUCGAAGCAUCGCCGAAGAAUACAAGUUGUUUAUCAAGGAAUACUUAGCGCUCGGUCAUAUGAUAUGCACCGAUGGCACAACUACGUCACUUGAAUAUUUUAUGCCUCACCAUUGCGUAAUUCGUGAAGAUUCCUUAACAACAGCACUUCGUGAUGUCUUCAACGCAUCUCAAAAUACAUCAAAAGGGACAAGCCUAAAUGAUUUUAUGUUCAAGGGACCCAAUUUACAAAAAGAUCUUUUGGAACUCAUUUUGAGAUGGCGACAGUACAAGAUAGCAUAUACAGCAGACAUCGAGAAGAUGUUCAGGCAGGUGUGGGUCCAUCCAGAAGAUCAGUGCUUCCAAAAAAUCAUUUGGCGUGACGAUAAGUCAGAUGUACUACACGAGUAUCAACUUACAACGGUCACAUACGGUACCAAGGCCGCGCCGUUCCUGGCAAUGAUGACAUUACGUCAGCUGGCUGAAGAUGAAAGAAAAUCCUUUCCUGCAGCUGCCAAGGUCGUAGAAAACUGCUUAUACACCGACGACCUUCUACAUGGGGCCCACACAAUACAGUCAGCAAAAAAUAUGAAACAAGAUUUGAUCCAGAUGCUGAAAACGGGAGGUUUCAAUCUAAGAAAAUGGAGUUCUAAUUAUCAAGAAUUACUACAAGACAGUAUGGAUUUCAAAAAACAAGAAGACUACAUUUUCAUGCAAAAAGAAUCCACCAAAACACUUGGCAUUCAUUGGAAACCUGAGCAAGAUGUUUUCGUUUUUCAGUCAAAGUUUGAGCCGCCAUCAGAUCAAGACUCACAGUGUACAAAACGAAAACUACUGUCAGAUAUAUCAAGACUAUUUGACCCGUUGGGCUGGCUCACACCUGUCUCCACCAGAUUGAAAAUCUUAUUUCAAAAACUUUGGGCAAUAGAUAUCAAGUGGGAUGACAAGAUUCCAGAUGAAAUUAAUUCAGAAUGGAUUAAAAUAAAACAAGAUAUGGCAAACAUUACAAAAAUAGAAAUUCCACGCUGGCUAGGUACAAAUGUCGUAGCAGAUAUCGAAUUACAUGGCUUUUGCGAUGCAUCGCAAAAGGCGUACGCUUGCGUCGUAUAUUGCAAGUUAUACGAAGAGGGAAAAUCAAAAAUUACCCUGGUCGCUGGGAAAUCAAGAUUAGUAUCUAACAACAAGCAAGUCUCGCUGCCAAGGUUGGAACUCUGUGGAGCGCAUCUUCUAUCAAAGUUGAUGCUAAAAAUCAAGCAAUGUUUACAUGAUCAUCGUAUAUCUAUAUAUGGCUGGGUGGAUUCUACAGCAGUCCUUGGAUGGUUACAAGGAAAUUCAGACAGGUGGACAACAUUCGUUUCAAAUAGAGUUCGCCACAUUAUAGAAGUUAUACCACCAAAACAUUGGCGUUAUAUCAAAUCAGCUGAGAAUCCAGCUGAUUGCGCAAGCCGAGGGCUCACGAUGACACAGCUGAAUACUCAUCCACUGUGGUGGCAUGGACCCUCAUGGCUAUCUACGGGGCAACAUGAGUCAAAGCAAGCACCUAUAUAUACAACAAAUCAAGAAGAAAAAGUAUUGAAACAAGUCAGUGUCACCAGUCAUGAAGAAAGCUUAAUAGAAACGUUGUUACAUAGAUACAGCUCUUACUCAAAAGUUGUGCGCGUAUUAUCAUGGAUACGCCGAUUUUUAACAAAGAAGCAAAAUAGACAUCAAGAAAAUUACCUAACAUUAUCAGAAAUACGAGAAGCGAAAGUGCAAGUUAUCAAGCAUGUACAAAAUAAAGAAUUUCAAGAAGAAAUAUCAAGUCUCAAAGGAAACAAUAAAUUAUCAUCAAAAAGCAAGUUGUUAAGUCUCACCCCCUACUUGGACCAACAAGGAAUCUUACGAGUGGGUGGCAGAUUAAGAAAUGCUAACAUCAGCACGGAAAUGAAAUAUCCAAUUAUUAUUCCCUACGACAGUCGAUUGACACAAUUACUAAUUGAUGACGCGCACCGACUCACAUUUCAUGGUGGCACACGCGUUACAUUGGCGCUUAUCAGGCAAAAAUAUUGGAUUAUAAGUGGUAAUCGAGCAACUAAAAAGUUUAUUCGUCAAUGUAUUAUUUGCAAGAAACAAAAUCCCCAACGACAAAACCAAAUCAUGGGAGAUUUACCAAGCCCCCGAGUCAAUCCAUCUCGCCCAUUUCUUCAUACUGGAGUCGAUUAUACAGGACAUGUGUAUAUCAAGGCAAGCAAGGGACGUGGAAUAAAAACCAGCAAGGGUUACGUGGCGGUAUUUGUUUGCAUGGUAACAAAAGCUGUCCACUUAGAGUUGGUCUCGGACCUGUCGACUUCAGCAUUCAUCGCUGCGCUGCGCAGGAUGGCAGCACGCCGCGGAACACCCCGUCACUUAUACAGUGACAAUGGAAGAAAUUUCGUGGGGGCAAGCAGAGUACUGCAAGAAGAGUACCAUCAAAUACAGCAAGUUUUUGAUGAUGGUUUUAUGAAAGAGCUCACAGAUCUGGAAAUAUCAUGGCAUUUUAAUGCACCUUCCUGGCCGUCCGCUGGCGGAUUAUUCGAGGCGGCCGUCAAGAGCUUCAAGUUUCAUUUCAAGAGAGUAAUUGGUGAGCAAAAACUUACCUUUGAAGAAUUUGCGACGCUCCUGGCGCAGAUUGAGGCGUGUAUGAACUCAAGACCUUUAUGCGCCCUCUCAGAAGAUCCAGAAGACCUAGAUUAUUUAACACCGUCGCAUUUUUUGACUGGGGGUCCCACUCUUACCUUAGUUGACACUGAAAGAGACAUGCGAACUCGGUGGCAGCUAACUCAAAAAAUAAUUCAAGAUGUUUGGAAACGUUGGCGCACUGAAUACUUAACACAGCUGACAUCCAGAAGUAAAUGGAGACGACCGCAUGAAAAUAUCAAGAUGAAUGAUGUAGUUCUUAUACAUGAUGAGAACCUACCUCCAGGCAAGUGGACAAUGGGUAGAGUAGUAAAACUUCAUCCAGGUCAAGAUGGUUAUGUUCGCGUCGUGACGGUAAAAACAAAAAAUGGCUACAUUCAGCGUCCCGUUAUCAAGUUAUCAAUACUUACUGAACACGCGGAAGUUCCUGACGAUAAACAAAAGGAUCAAGUCAGCAAGAAACAGCAAGUAAAAUUGAAAAAGAACAAGACAAGCUUAACGUCCAUAUGUACCGCAAUACUAUUUUUUAUGACGUUAACAUCCACAUCAGAAUGCAAGGUCAACACGACGCAAUUCAGAGAAAAUCAAGGUCUCUAUUUCGACAAAGUAUCAAACAUGAAUUUAAUCAAGGACGAAUGGAAAAUAGUUGUGUUUUACGAAAUGAAACCCUAUUGGCAAGGCACAGAGGCGUUAAUAGCAUACACAACAUCAUUAGAAAAAAUAUGUUCUCACAUACAUGAACAAUGCAACUCAAUACUACUCCAAUUACGUCACGGGGUUACUGAACUUGAGUACUACAAUCAGCUGUUCCUGACGAAUCAGUUUCGAGAACGUGAGCCAAGACAGCGCGUCCGCAGAGGCCUUAUCAACGCUAUUGGAAACAUAGCAGGGGAUUUAUUCGGUGUAUUAGACGAAAGAUUUGCGCAGCAAUACAAACGAGAUAUUGGUUUAAUACAAGCAAACCAAAAGCAUAUAGCAAGUUUAUGGAAAAAUCAAACUUCAUUAAUUGAGGCCGAAAACAAUCUACUAAAGCGUGCAGAAAUCGCCAUGAAUCAACAACACAAAAUAUUAAAUCAACAUUUAGUUGCAUUAGAAAAGGCCACUAAUACUUUGAAGGAAGAUGUACAAAGAAAUAUGGUUCUUAAUAACUUCGCAAUUGGAGCCAUAAUAGCAAGCAACAUGAUGAACAAUCUACGGACAAUGCAAAAUACAUUGUUAGAUACAAUAACUGAUAUAUAUCACGGACGUAUCAGUUUACAUUUACUGACACCGGCCCAAAUCAGCGAUGAACUUAGCACGAUAUCAAGUCAAUUAUCUAAGGAUGUGGCCUUACCGAUCGACAAUGUGCAUUCAGAUCUGAGCAAGAUAUAUGAUCUCCUCACAGUGAAAACAAGAAUGUUGGAGGACUACGUCAUGUUCGAGAUAAGGCUACCGCUUAUUAGUCGGGAUAAGUUCGAGAUUUUUAAAGUCGUUCCCAUACCUAAAUAUCAAGAUGGAAACAUGAUAACAUUGGUUCUAGUGUCAGAUUACAUUUCAAUCAACAUUAGAAAGGACUCGUACAUAUCUAUGACGGAAAAUGACAUAAAACAGUGUCUGGUACUGUCAACAACAUAUUAUUGUCAUAGCCGCAAGCCUGAAUAUCAGAUGAAAGAAGGCGACAACUUAUGUCAAAUGGGGACAUCAGGAUGUAAAACAAUCAUUGAACCAUGCAGCAAUUUUUGGAUAGAAAGUUAUGCAAUCAAUACUUACUUAUACUUCUGUUGCAACGUCUGCAACGUACGAACGAUAUGUACGGAAGACAUGAAGGCUCAUCAAUUGAAAGGUGCUGGACUUAUCAACAUUGGACAAGGAUGUUUAUUAAGGACUGACAAGCUCACAAUCUACCCCUACAAGGUUCACUCAAGCGAAAUUAAGAUAUCACCUGAUUUAUAUGCACCAACAAUUGCACCUAUAAAUGACGUCAUUAAUAUCACAUUACCGCAAUGGUCUGACGGAAAUAAAUCGUAUUUGUAUCAAGAUACAUUACAAAUAGGAAACAGGAUUCACACACUGAUGCAAGAAGAUCAGGUGUUGGCAGAAGCAGAGGAUGUAUCAUAUCAUGACAUACACCACUACGUGAUGAUAUACGUCAUUAUUGGUAUAAUUGCCAUCACAGGAGUGAUAUUUGUCAUUCGUAGAGUUCAUUGUCGGUGGCAAGUACCGCAAGCAGCUGUAGUAGUCGACUCGUCUACAACUCCUCCGCUGCCAAGCACGCGUCGUCUAGCAACGAUAAGAAGACAAGAUCAGUCUGAGAGGAUUGAGAUGCAAGCAAGCUAACGCAACGGGAUAGCUCUGUUUUCAAGAAGAAUUCGUAUUUUAUGCUUUGUUUGUAUUUGUUUUAUAUUAUCAAGAUGUGUAUUAUUUUAAUUUUUAUCAUUUGUCAUGUGAACAUAUUUUUAUUAAUUUGGCUUGUGCGCCACAGCCUCCUCAUCUCCCCCUGGGAAUAAUGUACAAAGUACAUAAUUUUGUUGAAUUGCAUUUUAAUACAUAUUGCAAAACAUUACUUACAUUUUACUUAGCAGACAGUUCUCAAUUGACCGUACAAGUGUGCACACAAGUUAUUUUAAUAUCAAGUUUGGUUUUUAAUUAAAUUACGUUAUUUUCUGCAAA
Molecule: messenger RNA, 8378 nt
Organism: Helicoverpa zea (corn earworm)
Lineage: Eukaryota; Metazoa; Arthropoda; Insecta; Lepidoptera; Noctuidae
Exons: 2
Coding region: 627-8045 (2472 amino acids)
Biological process (GO): DNA integration
Molecular function (GO): nucleic acid binding
Source: RefSeq, a predicted model, not a curated record